CUGUUAUUUGUUGGUGAUAAUUUUAAUAAUUUACUUAUUGUGGUUCCCUAUGGAAAGACUACUUCUGAUGCUCUUAUUUCUUUGUGGCCGUGCAUUGUUUAUUCCUUAAUAUUGGACGAUGCUAAAGUGUUGUUUAUAGUUGCAAUUGUGAGAACUGCAUAGUUUUUCUCAAAAAUGGGAAAAUGUGAUGAAGCUAAUGUCGAAGUUAGCAUGGGGGACUCGGCGUCCCCCAUGAAACCUGAUAAUUUCACUUUCACCGUACCACCGGAGGCUCCCGUGUUUGAGCCAACGCCAGAGGAGUUCCUAGAUCCUCUGGCUUAUAUCAGUAAAAUAAGACCAAUCGCCGAGAAGUCGGGAAUAUGCAAGAUAAAGCCACCUGCACACUGGCAGCCACCAUUUGCAGUGGAUGUGGACAAAUUGCGGUUCACACCGCGAAUACAAAGAUUAAAUGAAUUAGAGGCUAUAACGCGCGUGAAGCUGAAUUUUCUGGACCAGAUCAUCAAGUUUUGGGAGUUGCAGGGCUCUGUGCUCAAGAUCCCGACGGUCGAACGGAAGCCUCUAGACUUGUAUGCGUUACACAAGAUCGUCAGGGAAGCAGGCGGUUUCGAAGUGUGUACAGCUGACCGCAAGUGGUCCAAGAUAGCGCGGCGCAUGGGCCAUCCGCAGGGAAAAGGUAUAGGCUCUAUACUCAAGAGUCACUAUGAGAGGAUACUAUAUCCGUACGACCUGUUCAAGAACAGCGGAGUUGUUGAUAAUAAGGAAACUAAAAUCGAAGUGAAGCUAGAACAGACGCCGGAGAAGGUGAACAGCCGCAGCCGUUCGGGCGGCAAGUGUCCACCUGCGGCCGCCACCCCCCCGCCCGCGCGCCGCUACAAGGCGGCCGAGCCCGAGCCGCAGGCCGAGGGCAGCCACACGGAGGGCGCGCUCGCAGGCGCUGACGACGACAAGAGGAACGUCAUGAAGACGCCCAUCAAGGAGGAGAAUCUGGAGACCAGGCGAAGUCCCCGCGAGAACAAGUGGAUGUCGGCGGCGGGGAGCUGCGGGGGUCGGUCGCGCGGCACGCGGUCGACCCGGCUGCGCGAGCACAGGCUGUCCAACAUGACGGUGUCCGUGACGCCCGCCCCCGCGCCCGCGCCCACACCCCUGCCGCACCCCGACGACCCGUUGGCGAAAUACAUGUGCCACGUGUGCGGACGGGGGGACAUCGAGGAGCAGAUGUUGCUGUGCGACGGCUGCGACGACUCAUACCACACGUUCUGUCUCGUGCCGCCGCUCGCGGAUAUACCCAAGGGCGACUGGCGGUGCCCCGUCUGCAUCGCCGAGGAGGUAUCGAAGCCUACAGAGGCGUUCGGCUUCGAGCAGGCGUCCCGGGAGUACACGCUGCAACAAUUCGGCGAAAUGGCGGACCAGUUCAAGUCUGACUAUUUCAACAUGCCCGUACAUAUGGUGCCCACGUCGACGGUGGAGAAGGAGUUCUGGCGAGUGGUAUCGUCCAUAGACGAGGAUGUCACCGUCGAGUACGGAGCUGACCUGCACUCUAUGGAUCACGGCUCUGGGUUUCCAACUAAGGCGAGUGCUCAUCUGUAUCCUGGCGAGCAACAGUAUGUGGAGUCAAGUUGGAAUCUGAACAAUCUGCCCGUACUGGAAGGUUCCGUGCUGGGACAUAUCAAUGCUGACAUAUCAGGAAUGAAGAUCCCGUGGUUGUACGUGGGCAUGUGUUUUGCGACGUUCUGCUGGCACAACGAGGACCAUUGGAGCUACUCCAUCAAUUACAUGCACUGGGGGGAGCCCAAGACCUGGUACGGUGUCCCGAGCUCGAAAGCGGAGCAGUUCGAAGCGGCCAUGAAGGCGGAAGCACCAGAGCUGUUCCAACUGCAGCCUGAUCUCCUGCAUCAGCUUGUUACCAUCAUGAACCCCAAUGUGCUGAUGAAGGCUGGGGUACCAGUAUACAGAACUGAUCAACACGCCGGCGAGUUUGUGAUAACGUUCCCGCGCGCGUAUCACGCUGGAUUCAAUCAAGGAUACAACUUCGCGGAGGCUGUUAACUUUACACCAGCUGAUUGGCUGAAAAUGGGCCGCGAGUGCAUCGGUCACUACUCGACGCUGCGGCGCUACUGCGUGUUCUCGCACGACGAGCUCGUCUGCAAGAUGGCGCUCCAGGCAGACUCCCUCAGCGUCAGCGUCGCGCUCGCAGCCUACCGCGACAUGCGCACCAUGCUGCACGACGAGCGCAAGCUGCGCAAGGGGCUGCUCGACUGGGGCGUGACGGAGGCGGAGCGCGAGGCGUUCGAGCUGCUGCCGGACGACGAGCGGCAGUGCCACCUGUGCAAGACCACGUGCUUCCUGUCGAGCGUCACGUGCGCCUGCACCACGCACGUGGCCUGCCUCCGACACCACGCGCUGCUCUGCCGCUGUCCGCCGCCGGCGCACACGCUCCGAUACCGGUACACAUUGGACGAGCUGCCGGCCAUGCUGGAGAAACUGAAGAAGAAGUCGGACGAGUUCCGCGAGUGGGCGGAGGCGGUCCAGAACGCGUUGGAUCCGGACACGCCCAAGACCUGUGACUUGGACGGACUGAGGGCGUAUUUGAAGCGAGCGCACGAUUUGAAGAUGCACAAGACGGAGCUGGUGCGCGCGCUGGAGACGGGCAUCGAGGACGCGGAGAAGUGCGCGUCCGUGAUCGCACAGCUCGACCUCAACAAGAUGCGCACCCGCACCAGGCACCACGACCCCAAGUACCGCCUCACGCUGCACGAGCUCACGCUCUUCGCGGCCGAGAUCGACGGGCUCGCCUGCGUGCUGCCUGAAGGUUCAGCAGUCAAGGAAGUGUUGCGGCAAACUUCAGAGUUCGAGAGUCGAGCUACAGAACUCCUCAACAAAGACUUAGAUAAGACUGACUCUACUUAUAUGAGGGAAUUGGAGGAGGUGGUAGAAUUGGGCUCACAAUUGUGCAUAGUCCUGCCACAACUGCCGGCGUUACAAGCGCGGCUGCAGCAGGUCAAGUUUAUAGAAGAGGUUCGGUCGUACCGCGAGGACUGUUCCACACUCAGCCCCGAGGUUAUCGACAGGCUUCUGCAGGAGGGGGGCACGGUGGUGCCGCAUCACAGGGUCGAGGUGGAACGGGCGAUGUUGUACAAGCUCAAAGGUCAAGUGGAGGAGUGGGAGACGCGGGCGCGGGCGGUGCUGGUGGAGGGGUCGGCGGGGGUCGCGGGGGGUGCGGGGGGCGCGGCGCACUACAGCACGCUGUCCGAGCUGGAGGCGCUGGUGGCCGACGCCGACCGCGUGGAGGCCGCGCUGCCGUCGCGGCCACCGCUCGCCGCCGCCCUCACGCACGCCCGCGACUGGCUCGCCAAGGUGGAAGAAAUGCAGUCCAAAGAUCUAUACCCGUACAUGCACAGCGUGGAAGUACUAGUGAAGCGCAGUCAAUCAAUACCACUGGCGUUGUACGAGAAGGAUCAGCUCGCAGCCGCAUUACUCUCAGCUAAGGAAUGGAAGAGGGGCGCCGCGGAAAUGUUCCUGAAAAAGAGCUGGCCGUACUCGCUGCUGGAGGCGCUGUCCCCGCGGACGGAGAGCGCGCCGGCCCCGCGGCGGCGCGGGCGGGGCGCGGGGGGCGCGGCGGCGGGGGGCGCGGGGGGCGCGGGCGCGGCGGCGGGGGGCGCGGCCGGGGGCGCCGAGCCCGCGCCCUCCUCGCUGGAGGCCGACCAGUUCCUGCGCAACUUCAGCGAGGACUCCACGCCCACGGAGAUCGUCGCCGCCUUCAAGCAGGCCGAGCACCGCGAGCUCACCGCCAUCAAGGAACUUAGAGCGCGUAAUAUGCGCAAAGAAGUACGGACAUCAGGCGGCGCGGCUGCUGCUUCCGGCGGGGGAGGAGGCGCGGGGACGGUGCCCACGUUCUGCGUGUGCCAGAAGCGGCAGUACGGCGUCAUGACGCAGUGCGAGCUCUGCAAGGACUGGUUCCACGCGUCGUGCAUCGCCGCGGCCAAAGACGAAAGAGAGGAGUCCCCGGAACGGGAUCGCGAUAGAAACGAGCGCGUAGAUGUACCGUUCCCGGCCGAACCCAAGUUCCUGUGUCCCGACUGCGUGCGUACUAAACGCCCGCGACUCGACCGUAUCCUGGCUUUGCUGGUGUGGCUGCAGAAGCUGCCGGUGCGGUUGGCGGAGGGCGAGGCGCUGCAGUGCGUGACGGAGCGCGCCAUGGCCUGGCAGGACGCCGCGCGCGCCGCGCUCGCCGCGCUACCCGAGCACGCGCAGGUAAAUAGAGAAAAAGCUGACAAAUUAAAUGCAGAAUUAAAGAAAGCAACAGGAAGAGUACACGAUACGCACAUGUCACAAAACCCCAGAUCGUCUGCGAGCGUGGAGCACGCGUACAGCGCUACGCCACGAACCACGUCUGCGAGGCCUGCGCCCGCAGUGCUGCACAAGCUGGAAGACCUCAUGCUGGAGGGUGAUCUCCUGGAGGUCCGGCUGGAGGAGCAGGCGCAGGUGUGGGCGGCGGUGUGGGCGGCGCGCGCGGCCGAGGGGCGGCGCGGGGCGCGCGUCAUGGACGCGGGGCGCCGCAAGAGACCGCAGCGCGCGCCCCGACACCUGCCCACCAAGCGCACCAGGCCGCAUCUAGCGCGUACGUAUCGUAUACGACCUACGGUGGCACCAAAAGCGACAUUAAAACGCGGCUCCGCUACCACCACAAACUAUUUAAACAGAAAACAGGGUGUGUCGUCAGGCUCAGGCCUGAUGAUGAGGAAGCACUACAUGGCGCGGCAGGAGCGCCGCAAACGAGGACUGGCCGCAUCCACCAGGGGCAAGCACGCGCGGCAGGCCAGGCUCGGUGGCGCUGCUGGUGGCGGUGGUACCCGACGGCGGGCUGCAGCCGAGCGUCGAAGCAGCAGCUCAUCGCCGUCGUCGGCGGAAGACGACGAGGACUGCGCAGCCGCAGACUGCCUGCGCCCCACCGGUAAGGAGGUGGACUGGGUGCAGUGCGACGGCGGAUGCGACCAGUGGUUCCACAUGCACUGCGUGGGGCUGAGCCGCGGCGCGCUCCGCGACGACGACGACUACGUGUGCGGGGCCUGCGCGCCGCCGUCAUCCUCGGCGACGCACACGCCCACCCGCUCCACUAAUGUAAUGUAAUGCGACCCUAUACAUUGGACUUAUUCGUCUUCGCCAGCGAUAUAUGUAACAUUGGAGUUAUCUAAUUGUGUUCUCCAUUCUUCGCCAGCGGUAUAUGUAACAUUGGAGUUAUCAAAUUGUGUUCUCCAUUCUUCGCCAGCGAUAUAUGUAACAUUGGACUUAUUUAAUUGUCUUCGCUGACGGUAUAUGUAAUAUUGGACUUGUCUAAUUGUGAUCUCCAUUCUUCACCAACGGUAUAUGUAAAAUUGGACUUGAACUGUCUUCUAGAUUCUUCGACCGCGAUAUAUAACUUCGUUUUAACUACGCCAAUGUUUUAUCUAUCUAUCUAUCUAUUAAUGUACAGAAUUUGAAAGGAUAUAAGUUCUCGAAGUUACAUAAAUGAUGUGAAAUCACAAUAAAAUGCUGACUUUAUUGGUUGUGUAAUGAUUAUUACUGAUAUGUGACUGGUAAUUUUGUUUUAAAUUUUUAUCUAACGGUCAGGAAUGAAAGAGUGGAAUGUACGAAAGGUCGUUUUAAAGUUCAAAGCGAGAAUUCGGUUCAAUGUAAGUGAUUUUUUUAAUGUUCAUUCAUUCAUAAAUUAAGAGCGACGCUCUUGUCGGAGCUCACUCCGUUACUUUCUACGAUUUUCCAUCAUACUCUUUUAACAUUGAUACGUCACGAUGUGUACUAAAUAAAUAAGUAAU
Achroia grisella is the source of this 5810-nucleotide messenger RNA. RefSeq names its product lysine-specific demethylase 5 (gene Kdm5). Gene Ontology annotation, cellular component: nucleus. The transcript is spliced from 32 exons. Gene Ontology annotation, molecular function: histone demethylase activity; DNA binding. The record is from RefSeq and is a predicted model, not a curated record. Lineage: Eukaryota; Metazoa; Arthropoda; Insecta; Lepidoptera; Pyralidae. The coding region runs from base 175 to 5127 and encodes 1650 amino acids. Gene Ontology annotation, biological process: chromatin remodeling.